Messenger RNA from Rattus rattus (black rat), 2023 nucleotides. It is a transcript of the gene Kars1, whose product is annotated as lysyl-tRNA synthetase 1. Gene Ontology annotation, biological process: diadenosine tetraphosphate biosynthetic process; positive regulation of macrophage activation; lysyl-tRNA aminoacylation. The coding region runs from base 59 to 1852 and encodes 597 amino acids. Gene Ontology annotation, molecular function: ATP binding; tRNA binding; lysine-tRNA ligase activity. Gene Ontology annotation, cellular component: nucleus; mitochondrion; cytosol. The transcript has 14 exons. Lineage: Eukaryota; Metazoa; Chordata; Mammalia; Rodentia; Muridae. The record is from RefSeq and is a predicted model, not a curated record.
UGGAAGUUCUUGUUCAACGCUAGUCACUUUUUUUUUCUGGGUCGGGCCAGUGGGCAAGAUGGCCACGCUGCGGGAGGGUGAAGUCAAAUUGGAUGGCGAGCCGAAACUAAGCAAGAAUGAGCUGAAGAGGCGUCUGAAAGCUGAGAAGAAGCUGGCAGAGAAAGAGGCCAAGCAGAAAGAGCUCAGUGAGAAGCAGCUAAACCAGACGACUGCUGCUGCUGCCACCAACCACACUGCUGACAAUGGCGUCGGUGCUGAGGAGGAGACCCUGGACCCAAAUCAAUACUACAAGAUCCGUAGUCAAGCUGUCCAGCAGCUGAAGGUCAGUGGGGAGGACCCGUACCCACACAAGUUCCAUGUGGACAUCUCACUCACUCAGUUCAUCCAAGAAUACAGUCACCUGCAGCCUGGGGACCACCUGACUGACAUCACCUUAAAAGUAGCAGGUCGCAUCCAUGCCAAGAGAGCCUCUGGGGGAAAGCUCAUCUUCUAUGACCUUCGAGGAGAGGGGGUCAAGUUACAAGUCAUGGCCAACUCCAGGAAUUAUAAAUCAGAGGAAGAAUUCGUUCACAUCAAUAACAAACUGCGCAGGGGAGACAUAAUCGGAGUCGAGGGCAAUCCCGGAAAAACCAAGAAGGGUGAGCUGAGCAUCGUCCCCCGGGAGAUGACACUCCUGUCCCCCUGCUUGCACAUGCUGCCUCAUCUUCACUUCGGCCUCAAGGACAAGGAAACAAGGUAUCGUCAGAGAUACUUGGACUUGAUACUGAACGACUUUGUGAGGCAGAAGUUUAUCAUCCGCUCUAAGAUCAUCACUUAUAUAAGAAGUUUCUUGGACGAGCUGGGAUUCCUAGAGAUCGAGACUCCCAUGAUGAACAUCAUCCCCGGGGGAGCUGUGGCAAAGCCUUUCAUCACCUACCACAACGAGCUGGACAUGAACCUGUACAUGAGAAUUGCUCCAGAGCUCUACCACAAGAUGCUGGUGGUUGGUGGCAUUGACCGGGUUUAUGAAAUUGGGCGCCAGUUCCGGAACGAAGGGAUUGAUUUGACUCACAAUCCUGAGUUCACCACCUGUGAAUUCUACAUGGCCUAUGCAGACUAUCAUGACCUCAUGGAAAUCACAGAGAAGAUGCUGUCAGGGAUGGUGAAAAGCAUCACAGGCAGUUACAAGAUCACCUAUCACCCAGAUGGGCCAGAAGGCCAAGCCUAUGAGAUUGACUUCACCCCACCCUUCCGAAGAAUCAGCAUGGUAGAAGAGCUUGAGAAGGUUCUGGGCGUGAAGCUGCCAGAAACCAGUCUCUUUGAGACUGAAGAAACUCGCAAAAUUCUCGACGAUAUUUGUGUUGCAAGGGCUGUUGAGUGCCCCCCGCCUCGGACCACAGCCAGGCUCCUUGAUAAGCUCGUGGGAGAGUUCCUCGAAGUGACAUGCAUCAACCCUACAUUCAUCUGUGAUCACCCACAGAUCAUGAGUCCUCUGGCCAAAUGGCACCGUUCCAAAGAGGGUCUAACUGAGCGCUUCGAGCUGUUUGUCAUGAAGAAGGAAAUAUGCAAUGCAUACACUGAGCUGAACGAUCCCGUGCGGCAGAGACAACUGUUUGAAGAACAGGCCAAGGCCAAGGCUGCUGGUGACGAUGAGGCCAUGUUCAUAGAUGAGAACUUCUGUACUGCCCUGGAGUACGGGCUGCCCCCAACAGCUGGCUGGGGCAUGGGUAUCGACCGAGUCACCAUGUUUCUCACAGACUCCAACAAUAUCAAGGAAGUACUUCUCUUUCCUGCCAUGAAGCCUGAAGACAAGAAGGAAACUGCAACAGCCACCGAGACCCCAGAAAGCACAGAGGCCAGCCCCUCUGUCUAGAAGACUAUGCAACUAUGGCCUUUGCGCUUGAGCAGCAGAUCUGGUCUGAGGGAGGGAGGGGUUCCUGUGUGGUGCCCGCCCUCUGGACACUGCAGUCCAACCACCACAAGAGAGAAGAAUUAAAGAAUUUCUUUUUAUUCCUUGUUACCAAAUAAACCAUUUCUCUCUUUA